Molecule: messenger RNA, 7186 nt
Organism: Molossus molossus (Pallas's mastiff bat)
Lineage: Eukaryota; Metazoa; Chordata; Mammalia; Chiroptera; Molossidae
Gene: KIDINS220
Product: kinase D interacting substrate 220
Exons: 31
Coding region: 209-5533 (1774 amino acids)
Molecular function (GO): protein binding
Source: RefSeq, a predicted model, not a curated record
UGCAGUAAUUUCUGUCUUCUGGCCCCAAAAUAGACUUCCAUCCCACACACAAACCACGUUGACCCGUCCUGGGGCCUCCCAAAGUCUCAGCGCAUUGCAGGAUCAACUCAUCGUCCAAAUCUCAUUUGAAUUUUGUCAGCUUAAAAGUUCUAAUUCCCAUGAUCUAAAUCAGGUGUUGGAAUAAAGAUAACCUCAGCUUCCAGUGAAAAUGUCGGUUCUGAUAUCACAGAGUGUGAUAAAUUAUGUAGAAGAAGAAAACAUUCCUGCGCUGAAAGCUCUUCUUGAGAAAUGCAAAGAUGUAGAUGAGAGAAACGAGUGCGGCCAGACUGCUCUGAUGAUCGCUGCUGAGCAGGGCAACCUGGAGAUCGUGACCGAGCUGAUCAGGAGCGGGGCUAAUUGCCACCUGGAGGAUUUGGACAACUGGACGGCGCUCAUAUCGGCAUCCAAAGAAGGGCACACGCACGUCGUGGAAGAGCUGCUGCGCUGCGGGGUCGACUUGGAGCACCGCGACAUGGGAGGAUGGACAGCUCUCAUGUGGGCAUGUUAUAAAGGCCGAACCGAAGUGGUCGAGUUGCUGCUUUCUCAUGGUGCCAAUCCAAAUGUCACUGGUCUGCAGUACAGUGUCUACCCCAUCAUUUGGGCAGCGGGCAGAGGCCACGCAGAUGUAGUGCAUCUUUUACUGAGAAAUGGUGCGAAAGUCAACUGCUCCGAUAAGUAUGGCACCACCCCGUUGGUUUGGGCUGCACGCAAGGGUCACCUGGAAUGUGUAAAGCAUUUGCUGGCCACGGGAGCGGAUGUUGACCAAGAAGGAGCUAAUUCAAUGACUGCACUUAUUGUGGCUGUAAAAGGAGGCUACACACAGUCAGUGAAAGAAAUUCUGAAGCGGAAUCCCAAUGUGAACUUGACAGACAAGGACGGAAACACGGCGCUGAUGAUCGCGUCGAAGGAGGGCCACACGGAGAUCGUGCAGGACCUCCUGGAUGCUGGCACUUACGUGAACAUCCCCGACAGGAGUGGGGACACUGUGCUGAUCGGUGCUGUGAGAGGUGGCCACGUGGAAAUUGUCCGAGCGCUUCUCCAGAAAUAUGCUGACAUCGACAUCCGAGGCCAGGACAAUAAAACUGCUUUGUACUGGGCUGUUGAGAAAGGCAACGCGACCAUGGUGAGAGACAUCUUGCAGUGCAACCCCGACACGGAGAUAUGCACGAAGGACGGCGAAACGCCGCUGAUCAAGGCCACCAAGAUGCGGAACAUCGAAGUGGUGGAGCUGCUGCUGGACAAAGGGGCCAAGGUGUCCGCCGUGGACAGGAAAGGAGACACCCCUUUGCACAUUGCUAUUCGUGGGAGGAGCCGGAAACUGGCAGAACUUCUCUUACGGAACCCCAAAGAUGGAAGGCUGCUGUACCGGCCCAACAAAGCAGGCGAGACGCCCUACAACAUCGACUGCAGCCACCAGAAGAGCAUCUUAACUCAAAUAUUUGGAGCCAGACACCUGUCUCCCACGGAAACGGACGGUGACAUGCUGGGCUAUGACCUGUACAGCAGUGCCCUGGCGGAUAUUCUCAGCGAGCCCACCAUGCAGCCGCCCAUCUGUGUGGGGCUGUACGCGCAAUGGGGAAGUGGGAAGUCCUUCCUGCUCAAGAAGCUGGAAGAUGAAAUGAAGACUUUUGCAGGACAACAGAUUGAACCUCUCUUUCAGUUCUCGUGGCUGGUAGUGUUUCUGACCCUGCUGCUCUGUGGAGGGCUGGGGUUACUGUUUGCGUUUACAGUUGACCCAAACCUCGGAAUAGCGGUGUCACUGAGCUUUCUGGCUCUCUUGUACAUAUUUUUUGCUGUCAUUUACUUUGGCGGGCGAAGGGAAGGAGAGAGUUGGAAUUGGGCCUGGGUCCUCAGCACCAGAUUGGCAAGACACAUUGGGUAUUUGGAACUCCUCCUCAAACUGAUGUUUGUGAAUCCACCCGAAUUGCCAGAGCAGACCACCAAAGCUUUACCUGUGAGGUUCUUGUUCACAGACUACAACCGGCUGUCCAGUGUCGGCGGGGAAACGUCGAUGGCCGAGAUGAUUGCGACGCUCUCGGACGCUUGCGAGAGGGAGUUUGGCUUCCUGGCCAGCAGGCUUUUUCGAGUGUUCAAGACUGAAGACACGCAGGGUAAGAAGAAAUGGAAGAGGACGUGCUGUCUGCCGUCUUUCGUCAUCUUCCUGUUCGUGCUUGGCUGCGUUAUUGCUGGGGUCACUCUUCUGGCUGUGUUCAGAGUUGACACAAGACAUCUGACAGUGAACGCUGUCCUCAUAGCCAUCGCGUCUGUCGUGGGGCUGGCCUUCGUGCUGAACUGUCGCACCUGGUGGCAGGUGCUGGGCUCUCUCCUGAGCUCUCAGAGGAAACGCCUCCACAGCGCUGCCAACAAGCUGCACAAGCUGAAAGGCGAGGGCUUCAUGAAGGUUCUGAAGUGUGAGGUGGAGCUGAUGGCCAGGAUGGCGAAGACCAUCGACAGCUUCACGCAGAACCAGACCAGGCUGGUGGUCAUCAUCGACGGCUUAGACGCCUGUGAGCAGGACAAAGUGCUCCAGAUGCUGGACACUGUCCGAGUUCUGUUUUCAAAAGGUCCAUUCAUUGCCAUUUUUGCAAGUGAUCCACACAUUAUUAUAAAGGCAAUUAACCAGAACCUCAACAGCGUGCUUCGAGACUCAAACAUCAAUGGGCAUGACUACAUGCGGAACAUCGUCCAUCUGCCUGUCUUCCUUAACAGUCGUGGGCUGAGCAACGCAAAAAAGUAUCUUGUGACUUCAGCCACGAACGGAGACAUUCCGUGCUCGGAUGCUGCAGGGGUGCAGGAUGAUGCUGACAGACGAGUUUCACAAAUCAGCCUCGGAGAGAUGACGAAACUUGGCAGCAAGACAGCCCUCAAUAGACGGGACACUUACCGAAGAAGGCAGAUGCAGCGAGCUGUCACCCGGCAGAUGUCCUUCGACCUUACGAAGCUGCUGGUGACGGAGGACUGGUUCAGUGACAUAAGUCCUCAGACCAUGAGAAGAUUACUUAAUAUUGUUUCUGUGACAGGACGAUUACUGAGGGCCAAUCAGAUCAGUUUCAGCUGGGACAGACUUGCCAGCUGGAUCAACCUCACCGAGCAGUGGCCCUACCGGACUUCAUGGCUCAUCCUGCAUCUGGAAGAGACUGAAGGUCUUCCAGACCAGAUGACCCUGAAGACCAUCUACGAAAGAAUAUCAAAGAAUAUUCCAACAACAAAAGAUGUUGAGCCACUGCUUGAAAUCGAUGGGGACAUCAGAAACUUUGAAGUGUUUCUAUCUUCGAGGACCCCGGUUCUAGUGGCUCGGGAUGUGAAGACUUUUUUGCCAUGCACUGUGAACCUGGACCCCAAACUACGGGAAAUUAUUGCAGAUGUUCGUGCCGCACGAGACCAGAUCAACAUCGGAGGACUCGCGUACCCGCCGCUGCCGUUGCACGAAGCCCCCCCCAGACCUGCGUCGGGCUACAGUCAGGCUCCGUCCGUCUGUUCUUCUUCCACGUCCUUCAAUGGGCCAUUUGGAGCGGGGGUUGUGUCGCCACAGCCUCACAGCAGCUACUACAGCGGGAUGACGGGGCCCCAGCACCCCUUCUACAACAGGCCAUUCUUUGCCCCAUACCUUUACACGCCAAGGUAUUACCCUGGCGGUGCCCAACAUCUCAUCUCACGUCCAUCAGUAAAAUCGAAUUUGCCCAGAGAUCAAAGCAAUGGCCUAGAGCGGCCUUGGCCCAGACAGUCACCGCCGCCGUGGCCGUGUGACUCUGGGUUUAACAAACAGAGACAGGGGUCCGGCCCAGCCUCAGGCACAGUGCCACUGCACACAAUGAAUGUGGAUGCCGUGUGCGAGAAGCUGAAGCAGAUCGAAGGGCUGGAGCCCAGCAUGCUGCCGCAGUACUGCGCCACCAUCAAGAAGGCCAACAUCAACGGCCGUGUGCUGGCUCAGUGCAACAUCGAGGAGCUCAAGAAGGAAAUGAACAUGAAUUUUGGAGAUUGGCAUCUUUUUAGAAGCACAGUCCUAGAGAUGAGAAACGCGGAGAGCCAGGUGGUCCCCGAAGACCCCCGUUUGCUCGGCGAGGCCAGCAGCGGCCCCGUGCCCCAGGGUGAGCCCGCCUGCCGGCCUCCGCACCACGAGCUGCCCCACACCGAGCUGCCCGGCCAGGCGCCCUUCACGCUCAACUUCAGCUUCGAGGAGCUGAACUCGCUCGGCCUGGACGAGGGCGCCCCGCGGCACGGUCACCUCGGCUGGCAGUCCCAGGCACGCAGAACGCCAAGCCUCUCGAGCCUCAACUCCCAGGACUCCAACAUCGAGAUCUCGAAGCUGACUGACAAGGUGCAGGCUGAGUACCGAGACGCCUACCGCGAGUACAUUGCUCAGAUGUCGCAGUUGGAGGGGGGCCCGGGCUCCACGGCUGUCAGUGGCAGGUCCUCCCCACACAGCGCAUGCUACCUGGGUCAGAGCACCUCGGGGGGCUCCAUUCACUCGAGUCUGGAGCCGGAAAAAGCGAAGGACAGCGAGCUGAAGCCAGACGAUGGGAGGAAGCCCUUCGUGAUGAAGAGGGCAGAUGUCAUCGACUACUCGUCAUCCGGGGUCUCCACCAGCGACGCCUCGCCCCUGGACCCCAUCACGGAGGAAGAUGAGAAGUCCGAUCCGUCGGCCAGUAGGCUCCUCCCGGGCAAGAAGCCCUCGGAGCGGUCAGGUCUCUUCCAGGCCGACCUGAAGCUCAAGGGAGGGGGCCUGCGCUACCAGAAGCUCCCCAGCGACGAGGAUGAGUCUGGGGCAGAGGAGUCGGACAACACGCCCCUGCUCAGAGACGGCAGAGAUAAGAAGGCCGAGGGGCGAGCGGAGAGGGCCUGCAGGUCCCCAGAGCACAGCGCCGAGCCCAUCCGAACCUUCAUCAAAGCGAAAGAGUACCUGUCAGACGCCCUGCUGGACAAGAAGGACUCCUCCGAUUCCGGGGUGCGGUCCAGCGAGAGCUCCCCCAACCACUCCCUUCACAGCGAGGCCGCGCACGACUCCCAGCUGGAAAAGGCCAACCUCAUCGAGCUGGAGGACGGCCACGGCGCGGAGCGGGGGCUGCCGCACGGCCUGAGCGGCCUGCAGGACCCGGGGACAGCCCGGAUGUCCAUCUGCUCCGAGGACAGGAAGAGCCCCUCCGAGUGCAGCCUGAUCGCCAGCAGCCCCGAGGAGAGCUGGCCGGCCUGCCAGCGAGCCUACAACCUCAACCGCACCCCCAGCACCGUGACCCUGAACAACAACAGCGCCCCGGCCAGCAGGGCCAACCAGAACUUCGAGGAAAGGGAGGCGCUGCGCGGCACGACCCCGGCCCUGCGGCCGGCCUCCAGCGCCAGCUCCACGGCCGUUCAGAACGAGAACCUGAAGGGCCUGGCGCACAAGCGAGGCCAGCGGCCGAGCUACACGCGGCUCUGCACGGAGGCCCCAGAGCUCCUGGCCGCGGCCUCCCCUGAGAGCACGGGCUUUGGGGAGGAGAGGGAAAGCAUCCUUUAGGGAGACACGCAGGAUGGCGCGCACAGCGCUGACCUUCUUCUGGGGAGCCUCCCCCGCACCUCGUCUUUCCACAGCCCGCUCAGCCGAGUGAUGGGUGGGAGGAGCCUUGGUGUAGGACACGUGGCACACAGAGGCCAUGCUGGGAAGGCUGCCGGUCAGCCGGCCUCCAGUGUCUGAGCAGCGAGGCCCUCCACUCUGUCGCGAGAACUCUCAUUGGCACCCUCCCCAUAAAAAGUUUUGGGACAAGAUCCGAGUAUAUAGCUAGGUCAGAUAUUUUAUUAAAUAUAAAGGGUUUAAUUUGCCAAAAGAAAACACCUCGAGACCCCUUUUGUAGAACAUUCGCUCAUCAGACGUUUGAGGGAAGGCAGGGUGUUCGGUGAACCAGAAGCCGGUUUUGCUUUUAAUGAGUAAAAGCGAAGAACUCACAGGUCCCGGGCAGCCCAGAGACUAAAGGUAGAUUGAGAGCCCGUGUUCUACGGUAUAAAUAGUCAAAUUGCUUAUCAAAGGGUUUUUAAAUUUUAAGUAGAAAAUAGAUGAUAAAGAGGGCUUUAAAAAUUGGUAAGAAAGUGAGUCAAAAAUGUCCAAAGUAGUGCCCCUGUAGCUAGGCCAUUGGGAGCUGCAGGGACAGAGAGUGCAGGCCCACAGCCUCCCCCGCCCUGGGUGCUCCUCCCUCCCACCCCAGCCCUGGUCUGCGCUGAAGCUCCUCCGACCGCCGCGCCCGGUGUGUCUCACUGAGCCUCGCGCGGAGGGGAGCCGGACUCCUUCUGGGGAGAAUCAGGGAGGACACGAGUAGUAAUGGGCUGUGAUAGAUAAUUGUGGAAUAAGAGAAUGAGGAAGUAACUACAUCAGAAAGGUCAGUGAUGGAUAGGGUAGAACUGCCCUUUGCCUUGCAUACCAGGGCAGUUUAUCAGUUUUGUCUUCUAAUCAGCAGCUAGUCCGGGGUGAUCGUAAGAAGGGAUGUGUGUUUUUAAAAGUUUAAACACAAGCCAUGAAGCAAGGGCAAAAAGAAGCAUGGCCCGUGUGGCUUUCCGCGUGUUGUUGGCAGAGUGAAGGAUGCUCACGUUGCAGUCGUCUGCAGACUAGGGAUGAGCCCGUCGUCAUGCAUCAGGGUUUCUGACUUACGUUGAUUUGGGCAGCGUGCCGUCAUCAGAGGUGUUAGAUGGUGAGACUAGAUGUGUGAUGACCUAGGGUUAGUGUUACAUUGCGAUGUUUUUUCACUUAGUGGAUUUUUACUAAUGCGACCAGUCAUUGUACUACAUAGUUGCUCUUGGGGUUUCAUUGCCUUGAUGUUUGAGGGUAAUCUAACAUUUCCAUCAAGCGAUCAUUUUGCAUGACUUUAACAAAUGUUUUAACCAAUUACGAAAAGGCAAGAUGUUAUUGGCAUUAUGUAUUGAAAUGUUAACAUUUUAGUAUCUGUAGCGUUUAUUAGUUUGCAAUAUUGCAUAAUUGGUCAUUAUUUCAGGGGCGACGCUCUGUUCCUUUUCAGGUGAUGUGAUUGUAGCAUAUUUAUACUGUUUGUGAAGUUGAUACUAUAGUGCUCAGUGUACAAAAAGAUUUAGAAAAAAUAAAAAAUUGCAUGUUCUUCUGAGUCGUGGGUUUUAUUUACUACGCUGACAGUGGUUCACAUUCUCUGUGUGUGUUUUCUCGUGUGUC